AACUAUACUUUUGUAGAAAAAAAAGAGUCACCAAAUCAAACACAAACCAUAUAUUAAUGGUAAAAAUUCUAACCAAAAACCUAAAUUCAUCAUCUUCUUCAUCUUUCUUUUUCCUUCCCUCUCCUUCCCAUCUUUUUCCUUUCUCAGAUUGGAUGGAGAACCCACGGGUUCUUUAAGAGAACCUAGAUUAACUCACAAGGAAAACCUAGAUCUAGGUUCUCUUGUUCAAUAGUGUUCAAUAGAUCAAGGUGGAGGGAAGUGGAAGAAGAGGGGAAGGAGAGGAGGAAGAAGAAGAAGAGUGAAGCUCUUGUCAAGAAGCCAUUGGAUUUGAAGAUGAAGGGGACAAUGAGAUUUGGAGAUGAAGGGGUUUAGAGAAAGGAGGCCGGCUCUGAUGAAAUGGAAGUGCAGAGAGCCGGCUCUGGAAGCUGCAGCCAGCUCUACGGGCAAAAAUUUGAAGACCGUUGUUUGGCGCGCGGGGAGAAAAGAUGCAAAGCCGGCUCCAACUUUACAGCUGGCUCUGACUGUGGAAGAAAACAGAAUGUGCAGCAAUCUCGCAAAGCCGGCUAUAGAAAUGGUAAGCCGACUCUACAGAGCUGGCUCUAGGAAGCUGAGCCGGCUCUCCUAACAAUCCUGCAACUUGACCUUUGCGUCCUGCAGAGCAUUUAAUGACUCCCAAUGGUUAGAAAUGGCUAUUUUCGAGCAAGGGGUUAUAAAUAUGGUUGGUAAUAGAUCUGAAGAAGUUUAGAGAGCAUUGCAUUGAAUAUCUUUACCUACCUACACGAGCUUUAACUUGAGUUUUUGAUCUUUGAGAGAUCUUUACUUGUAAUUCUCUUAUUAUUCUAUUUGUGAGUGAUCUUGGGGAUGUGAUUAAUCCUUCAAGAGUGAUUUGUAGAGAGGAUUCUUAGGGUUUAAGUGUAAAGGGGUGAGAUUUGAGAGAAACACCCUUCUUUUUGUAUAAGGAUUGAGUGGCUCCUUUAAGCCACCCUUGUUGUUGUUAGUGGAGAGUGUGGAGGAAAUCCUUGGUGAGUGAAGCCAAGGUAGAGGACUAGGUUCCAAGUGGUUGGACUAAACCUCUAUAAAAUCAUUGAAUAAGC
This is a messenger RNA of Rubroshorea leprosula, 1094 nucleotides long. The record is from the annotation of a GenBank genome assembly. NCBI's taxonomy places the organism in Eukaryota, Viridiplantae, Streptophyta, Magnoliopsida, Malvales, Dipterocarpaceae.